Messenger RNA from Musca domestica (house fly), 1439 nucleotides. Its product is annotated as alanyl-tRNA editing protein Aarsd1-A. The record is from RefSeq and is a predicted model, not a curated record. Gene Ontology annotation, molecular function: ATP binding; aminoacyl-tRNA ligase activity; Ser-tRNA(Ala) deacylase activity. Bases 125 to 1429 code for a protein of 434 amino acids. Gene Ontology annotation, biological process: tRNA aminoacylation; regulation of translational fidelity. The transcript is spliced from 4 exons. Lineage: Eukaryota; Metazoa; Arthropoda; Insecta; Diptera; Muscidae.
CAUUGAACAGCUGAUUUGUGUUUACAUUCUAACGCUUGCCAAAAACACAACAAAAUUGCAUUAUUUGCAUAAUAAAUAAAUUGCGAAAUAACAAUUAAAACGAAAUCUUAAGCGCAAUACGAAAAUGGUUUUCAAAUGCCAGGAGGAUAGCUUUUUGAAACAAUUUUUGACUACGGUUGUUUCAUGUGAGGAAGCUAAAUUGAAAGUUCCAUCCAAUGGAGACUCGGAGCCAAUUGAAUUGGAAGGUUACAAUGUGAUAUGUGAAGACACUAUACUAUUCCCUGAGGGCGGUGGACAACCCUGUGAUUAUGGUACAAUUAAUGGUCUACCCGUUCGCAGUGUUAUACGCCAAGGCAAAGAUGCUGUUCAUUUUGUUGAAACCUGUAAACGUUUUGAAGUUGGAUCUGAGGCUAGACAAGUUCUUGAUUGGGAAAGACGCCUUGAUCAUAUGCAACAACAUUCUGGCCAGCACUUAAUUACGGAAUUAUUUGAUAAGGAAUUUACUUACAAUACCACAUCCUGGUGGUUGGGAAGUGAGGUUUCCUACAUUGAACUGAACACGAAACACGUUAUUACCCGAGAGUCCCUAGAUGUUAUCGAAAAUAUGGCCAACGAUAUUAUAAGAGAGGGUAGACCGGUUAGUGUGGCAUUGAUUGAAGAGAGUGACUUGCAUGAGCUGAAGGGCUUAAGAGCUCCCAGAGGUCUACCCAAAGAUGUCGAGGGGCCUGUACGAGUUAUACGUAUUGAAGGCCAGCGUGAUAAUAUGUGUUGCGGUACCCAUGUCAACAAUCUAUCGCAAUUGCAAUGCGUCAAGCUGCUGUAUGCCGAGAAGAGCAAGAAUAGUGUUAAUGUUUAUUUUGUUGUUGGGCAACGAGUCCCCAAAGUAUUGGGACAAUGCUUUGAGAGGGAGCAACAGGUGACUUUGGCCUUGAAAGGUGGCCCACCACAACACGUCGAACUAAUUCAAAAGUUGCAAAACAACUUAAAGGCAACAAAGAAAUCGUUUCAAAAACUUCUAAAAGAUUUGGCUAUUAUGGAAGCUGAAAAAUUGGAAUCAUUGCCAAAACCCCUACCAAAAUACUAUAGCCUACACAAAAAGGAUGGAAUUGAACCAGAUUUUAUUAACACAUUUUUAAGAAAUGUCUCUGUGGAGGGUAUAUUGCUGUUUUUCCUUACCGUUUCGGAGCCAAGUGUCGGACGUCAACCCGGCAAAGGUCAUAUGGUUUUAAAGGGCGAUCCGGAAUUAGUAGAACAAUUUGGUCCAAAGUUUAUGGAAAUAUUGGAUGGUAAAGGUAAUGGUAAAGAGGGCAUGUAUCAGGGUAAAAUUAAUGACAGUGACAAGAUAAAAUUAUGCGAAGCUUUGUUGGAGAAACAUUUUGGAAAUGUCAACAAUACGGAAGUUAAAAAAGAACCAGCCCAAGGAUCGUAAAAGGGAGAAA